Messenger RNA from Haliotis rubra (blacklip abalone), 3856 nucleotides. Its product is annotated as serine/threonine-protein kinase PAK 3-like. Gene Ontology annotation, molecular function: protein serine/threonine kinase activity; ATP binding. The transcript has 15 exons. Lineage: Eukaryota; Metazoa; Mollusca; Gastropoda; Lepetellida; Haliotidae. Bases 191 to 1735 code for a protein of 514 amino acids. Gene Ontology annotation, cellular component: cytoplasm. The record is from RefSeq and is a predicted model, not a curated record. Gene Ontology annotation, biological process: regulation of MAPK cascade; intracellular signal transduction; protein phosphorylation.
AUUGUCUUUCAAGUCUCGCACGCACCUGCGAGAGUUCAGCGAGAUCGAUGCAGCCAUCUUGUUGACUUCCUGGAGUUUCGUGCUGCACCUAGAACGAAUGUCUGUCUCACUGCCGUUGUAAUCUGCAUAUUUAUACGUUCAUACCUGUAACCCGUAGUGGAGAGAGGGCACACCAGAACUAGCUGAAACAAUGUCGGAGGAUGUAGACAAGCCCCCAGCCCCGCCCGUCAGACUAGAGAGUGCCAGAGAGUCCUCCAUGCCGCAGGAGUACAAGCCGCUCCCUAAGGAGCCGGAGGAGAGGAGAAAGAUGAAGACACCUAAAGGGAACAAAAUUGCAAAGCAGAAAGAAAAUGAAAAGCCAGUCAUAUCAGCCCCUUCCAAUUUUGAGCACACAGUUCAUGUGGGCUUUGACCCUCACACUGGAGAGUUCACGGGGAUGCCGGAGUCAUGGGCGCGCCUGCUGCAGAACUCCAACAUCUCCAAGAUGGAGCAGAAGCGGAACCCGCAGGCUGUGCUGGACGUGCUCAACUACUACGAGACAUCCAAGGAUGUGAAGGAGUCUAAAUACAUGCUCAACCUGAAACCAGCAAGUAGCGCUUCCACAAAGUCAAACCUGUCUGAUAAACUCUCAUCUCCAGUAGUGCUCACACAGGAUACGUUUCAGUCGAAGGAGCAGAAUUCGACGACCCCCAACCCCAGUGAGGAGGAAGAGGAGGAGCCCCCGCCGCCCAUAGCUGCCCGACCCGACAAGACCAAGUCAAUAUACACAAAACCAGUAGAAGAUGAACAUCCAAAUGAAAAGAACUCAGACAACAAAACUGAAAAACCAAAAAAGAAGAAGAUGACAGAUGAAGAGAUCAUGGAGAAGCUACGUACAAUUGUUUCACUAGGAGAUCCCAAUAGGAAAUACACCAAGAUGGAGAAGAUUGGCCAGGGAGCGUCCGGCACAGUAUACAUUGCCAUCGAGGUGGCGACGGGGCGUGAGGUGGCCAUCAAGACCAUGAACCUGUCUCAGCAGCCCAAGAAGGAACUGAUCAUCAAUGAGAUACUGGUGAUGCGGGAGCACCAGAACCCCAACAUCGUCAACUACCUCGACAGCUACCUGGUCGGGGAGGAACUCUGGGUUGUUAUGGAGUUCUUAGCUGGAGGUUCACUAACAGAUGUCGUCACGGAAACAUGCAUGGAUGAGGGUCAGAUUGCUGCAGUAUGCCGAGAGUGUCUGCAAGCCCUGGAGUUCCUGCAUGAGAACCAGGUGAUCCACCGAGACAUCAAGUCCGACAACAUCCUCCUCGGCAUGGAUGGCAGUGUCAAACUCACUGACUUUGGUUUCUGUGCUCAGCUGUCUCCGGAACAAAGCAAGCGGUCCACUAUGGUGGGCACCCCCUACUGGAUGGCCCCCGAGGUCGUCACCAGGAAGCAGUAUGGGCCUAAGGUUGACAUCUGGAGUUUGGGCAUCAUGGCUAUUGAGAUGAUUGAGGGAGAACCUCCCUACCUGAAUGAAAACCCUCUCAGGGCUCUGUACCUGAUCGCAACAAACGGUAAACCAGAGAUCAAGGAGAAGCAGAAGCUGUCUCCAGUCUUCCAGGACUUCCUGGACAAAUGUCUGGAGGUGGAUGUGGAGAAGAGAGCAUCGGCUUCAGAACUACUGAAGCAUCCGUUCCUGCGAUUAGCUAAGCCUUUAGCCAGCUUAGUCCCACUCAUCCUUGCUGCUAAGGAGGCACAGAAGGGACACUGAGUUGUCUCCCUUGACCUCUCGUCCAAAAUGGAAUGUCUUCUGGAAACGAUGAGGAAACGAGUUUGAGGCUUCUGUUGUACAUUGAACCGAAGCAUUACACAGAGGAAUAUUCUUAUGGCUGUGUUUUAAGUGAUGAUCAUGUGUAGAUCAUGUGAUUGCUCAAAGGACUGGCUAGAUCUGGGAUGAAAUCGGACAGUUGUGACUGACGGAAUGUGCUGUAAACAGGCUAUUAUUCUGUGGCAGAAUGAAUGCAUGAAUGGCUUGUGAACAAGUGCUUCAGGAAUUGAAAUCUGAUAAUUAUUUUUUAUGUUAGGUGCGAUUUUUUGGAAUAUAUGAGGUGAGCUUUUGAGAAAUACUGAUGCUUUUUCAGAAGGUGUUCGGCUCUUAAAAAAGAGUUGAUCCCAUAAGUUCGUUUCUCAAGUUUACAAAUCAAUUUCUGCAUGAUAUUUUUCUUUUUUAUCUGCUUGAUGCUCAAGAAAUUCAUUUGAUUCUGCUGAGGAAACCAUACCAAAGAAUUCUGUCAUUAAGAAAGGCCUCAUGGCAGACAUCGGCUUGCUGAAACAUGCCUCAUCUCAUAUCAGUGUUCAGGGGAAAGAAAGUUACUCUCUGGUACUGGUUGCAACAAAUAUCCAUGCUAUUUUGGGAUCAGUAUCCAUGGCAACCAACACCCUUGACAUCGGCUUCCAUUGUAACAAGUAUCAGUAUCCAUAACAACCCUCUGUCUUGAAAUCAGUAUCCACUGAAACCAACUGUGUUGAUAAUUAAUCUCUGUCUUGAAAUCAAUACUCCUGGAAACCACAUUUUUGAUGACAGUAUCCAUAGCAACCACAACAGGCAGUAGAUGAUUUUGAGAUGACAUGGGAAGAUUCACAUUGGAGUGCUAGUCAUCUCUUUUUCAAAUUACUAGUAGAUCAAAACACGACAGGAUGAAACAACAACUGUGAAACAGCGGAAAUUGUUAAUGAGAGGAUUUAUUCAGAAGCAAUGUGUGAAUGACUGAUGUAUGCUUGUCGGCCAUUUUCUGUGGCAGUCUGUAUGGAUGAGUGAGCGUAUUUUUGUUUAGAGUCAUUGUACAAAUCUCCUAAUAUUCAACCCGUAGUGUAGAGUCAGUGAGCUCAUUACAGACAUUGUCUACAGUAGCUUUACAUGUUCAGCUAAACACACUAGAAAGUAGUCUCUACCUGGUUAGAUUGGUCAGACCUGUGUGUCCUUUCGGCAAUAGAAUGUGUAUUGGGUGGCCAGUGCUAAGGAUGUUUGUGAUUGUUUACCAGAAGACAUGAUUCCGUAUGGUGAUCUGGCUCAUUGUGGUAACUGAAUCCCGGCAGUGUAGAUCAUUGCGCUCAUUCAUCACUGGUUUGGUCAUCAUAUCCUGGUCUCGAUUAUCCAUGCUGAUGGUAUCCACCACUGUUUGGGGUCACUGUAUCCUGGCAACAGUUCUGAGCUCAUUCUAUCCACCACUGGUUUGUCUGGUCUGAGUUUGGUCGGUUGUCAAGACAUAGCUGGAAUAUGCUGGGUUUGGCAGCACACAGCCAGAUAUAUGACCCUCAACUUAUUUGUGUGGUAGAGAUCAACUGGGGGUUCAUUCAGGAGUGUGAUGUCGUUUUUCCUCUAUUAAUGAUCGCACCAUGUAAUAAACAAACUGUUUACUUCAACACUCUGAAGACAUGUUUAUCAUACCUAAGUCAACCAAGUCAUAGGAAUAUUGUCUCACUACAGAAUAGUAUGAUGAGCAUGAAGCUUUGUCGGAAUUGCCUGCACGAUUCAACAGAACAAAGUUUUAUGAACGGAAGCUGUUGGGAUAGUAGUAUUUUUCUCGGCACUACUUCUGAGAAAACAGGUUAUUUCAGAUAAAUAUGCUGCUGAAAGAGCUAGGGUCCUUUAUUAAAAGGGAAUGCUAGGGCUUAUAAUGCUAUCUGAACAUAUUCUAUGCAUUUAGUCAGUGUUGUGAAAUUGAUAUUGUACUAUGUAAUCCCAUCUUUGCAGUAGGUUCUUUCAUUGAAAGCUAAAUCGUGUUUAUGUGAACAUCUAGAUGCUGUUUAGGUUGAGAGACAUGUUGCAUUUGAAGCAGAUUGAGGGUCAGUUUACAAAUGUCAAACCAGGAAGAUGCUAUUGUUAUAACAA